AUGACUCUGCCGGGGUUCGAUGUGUACAGAGUGCGGGGAUCCCACAAUGGGGUGGAGGUGACGGCCGGGCCAUUCCAGGGCGGAGGGGCCGAGCGGUCUCUGCUGUCACCCCGGAAUAAACGAGGCGGAACCAGGAGCUCGGAUCCGGAAGCAGCCCGGACCCGCGGCCACGACGGACCGGAAACACUGCGGCGGACCGGAAACACUGCGGCGGACCGGAAACACUGCGGCGGACCGGAAACACUGCGGCGGGAGGCGGUUGAGCGGCGGAGAUGCCCGCAUUGCACCGACCGUCCCGCACCGACCCUCGGGGACAUCAAGGUGGAACUGUUCUGUGAACGCGCACCCCCCCACCGGUUGAGCCUGCCAGGUGAGAAUUUCCUGGCCCUGUGCGCCAGUGAUUACUACAAUGGCUGCCUCUUUCAUCGCAAUGUCAAAGGGUUUAUUGUGCAAACUGGAGACCCCACAGGUACAGGGAAGGGAGGAUCCAGCAUUUGGGGCAGGAAGUUUGAAGAUGAGUUCAGUGAACACCUCAAGCAUAGUGUCCGAGGAGUGGUUUCCAUGGCCAACAACGGCCCCAACACAAAUGCCUCGCAGUUCUUUUUCACCUACGGCAAGCAGCCUCAUCUGGACAUGAAGUACACUGUGUUUGGCAAGGUGAUCGAUGGGCUGGAGACACUUGAUGAGCUGGAGAAACUUCCAGUGAAUGAGAAGACAUUUCGUCCCCUGACCGACGUGCGCAUCAAGGAAGUUGUUAUUCACGCCAACCCGUUGGCGUUCUGAGUCAGGGUCGGGAGUGAGCGGUGACAGGUCGGGGCCAGGCUGGACGGUGGGGCUGACCCUGGGAGAGUGAAGAUCGGCAUGCAGAUACCGGUGCCACCACUAUUCACCGCCAGACAUCACUCCAUGUUUCCCCGGCAACGUUAAUGUCACUCCAUGUUUCCCUGGCAACAGACACUGACCUGCCUGUUCAGGGUGAGCCCCUACAUCCCCUCCCCCCUUCCCCAGGUGCCCCCAUCACCUAUAUCUCUGUGCCCCCUCUCUCCCUCCCCCACCUUGCCAGUGCCUGGUGAUUCAGAGCCAGGUUUGUGACGUCUUGGUGGAACAUCAGUAGUUUGUGUAAAACAUUCAUCAUUUUGUCAGUGGUUUUAGUUUAUAAACAUCUUGUCACUGAUUUUACCUUUUUUUAAUGUAAAAGUGAAAUAAAGACGUUAUUUUUGUGAA
Molecule: messenger RNA, 1224 nt
Organism: Leucoraja erinaceus (little skate)
Lineage: Eukaryota; Metazoa; Chordata; Chondrichthyes; Rajiformes; Rajidae
Gene: ppil3
Product: peptidylprolyl isomerase (cyclophilin)-like 3
Exons: 6
Coding region: 1-783 (260 amino acids)
Biological process (GO): protein folding; protein peptidyl-prolyl isomerization
Cellular component (GO): catalytic step 2 spliceosome
Molecular function (GO): peptidyl-prolyl cis-trans isomerase activity
Source: RefSeq, a predicted model, not a curated record